This is a messenger RNA of Diachasma alloeum, 1726 nucleotides long. Its product is annotated as zinc finger protein 385D. NCBI's taxonomy places the organism in Eukaryota, Metazoa, Arthropoda, Insecta, Hymenoptera, Braconidae. The record is from RefSeq and is a predicted model, not a curated record. Gene Ontology annotation, molecular function: nucleic acid binding; zinc ion binding. The transcript is spliced from 9 exons. Bases 317 to 1609 code for a protein of 430 amino acids.
CCGAUAAGGCGGAUAAUAAGAAAACUACUAGCGCCUUCUUUAGGGCAGAACAAGAACUCUCCUCGGAGGAGUAAUGGUGCUUGCCUCUCUUUCUUUGAGUGGCGGAUAUAACCAUAACGAACAGAAGAAGAAAGAAGUCUAAAUAACAAUUUGUUUGCAAGACAUUCGUGCAUUUUCUGUCGUGAAAAUCUACCGAGAGAGUUUGAAAACAUCAGCGUCCGUUGGAAUCAAAUGUUUCCUCUGGGAUUAUCACUUGCUGUAGUGAACCAGGGGUGACGAGCUCUCUGCUGUUUAACAUUGAAGGAAACACUGAAAGAUGUCGACGAGAAAAAGCAUUGAAAAUCCUGAAGUCCCGGGAUUGGAAGAGAAUCUGCCACCUCCAUUGCCGCCCCUACCGCCUGAAAAAAUUGCUGAGCCCCCGAUACCAGCAGGACUCCCAUCAGAAAAUAAAGCAAUUGUGCCACAAGUGAAUCCUCCCAUAAUCCCCAAUAUUCCCCCACAGAUGAAUCCCCAUGACCUCCCAAGUUCUCAUGUCAUGCCACCUCUACCCUACAUGCCACCCCCGGUUCCACAGCCACCGGUGGGGCAAAUGGUGCCCUGGUGGGUGCCAAUAGACGCCGACAGCACUGGCAUAUAUUCACAAUGGUCAGAGAAUCAAACUGAAACUUUCGCUCCAGAAAUAAAUAAUGAGAGUGGUGCUACCAAUUUCAAGAGGAAGGCUGAGCAGGUCGAUCCUGCCAAAGACGCAGAAAAAGUCGCGAGUGCCCAGUCGGAGCUCUCAGCCCUCAUGAAGCCUCUGCGGUGUGAUCUUUGCAAUGCAGUUAUGAAUUCAACACUGCAAGCCAAAUUGCAUUACGAGGGCAAACCGCACCAGAAAAAGGUCUCCAUGUUCCUUAAUCAGAGUGUGAAAAAAUUGAAGACUGACGAGGGCCCCAUUACGACCACCUCGAGCGAUUGGAGUUCUUACUGUGAUGUCUGCAAGACGUGGUUUACGUCUCAGGCUGAUGCAUCCCAGCAUUACGCUGGAAAAAAGCAUCUCCGAGCUACGACUGGUGCUCCAAAGAAGAAAAGUCCAAAGAAAGGGUCAGUUCCACCAGUGCCAGUAGACCCAACAGGGAGAUUCGGUAUCGGUGCAGGUUUUCAAUUAGAGGCUCAGGGUCCUUCAAUCGUCCCCGAAGCCGUUGAAUCCGUUGUACCGCUCAUUCCGAAUCUACCGAAUUCCCAAAUGUACAACCCCGCAGCUACAACUUACUCAGGCGCUUUGAGGUGCGAUCUCUGUGGAGUAACUGCUAAUCGUUUGGAGCAAUUGGAGACCCACAAGAGGGGGAUAAGGCAUCAGAAAAUGUUGCGGUUGAAUGGGGUGAUUCCUACAGAAACUGUAGUCACUCCGACUGAACAUGUGGUUACUGCAACGACGAUUGACUACUCCAUCUGCAGAACACCUUCAGGCUCUUACUACUGCGCUCCGUGUGAUAAGUCUUUCACAUCUGAGAACAGCUUCGCUCAACACGUGGAGAGUAAAAAGCACAAAAACCAAGUGAAUCCAAAACCCGCUGGGACUCAAGCCCAGAAAUUAUCAAGUCAAGAUAAACAUAAGAAGCAUAAAUGAUAAAGCGAACUAUAUUCCUAUAGUUCUAUAUUUUUUAUUUGAACAAAGUGAUGAUAUUCUUAUGAACAUGUUGUGUUGUCUGGAUGUUAAAACGAUAAUAAAACGAUGUUCUGUAAA